Heterostelium album PN500 is the source of this 858-nucleotide messenger RNA. RefSeq names its product hydroxyacylglutathione hydrolase (gene gloB1). Gene Ontology annotation, molecular function: hydroxyacylglutathione hydrolase activity. Bases 1 to 858 code for a protein of 285 amino acids. The transcript is spliced from 5 exons. The record is from RefSeq and is a predicted model, not a curated record. NCBI's taxonomy places the organism in Eukaryota, Evosea, Eumycetozoa, Acytosteliales, Acytosteliaceae.
AUGUCAGGAACUACUAUUGUUAGUAAGAUUAUACAGAAUAUGGUGACGAAGAAUAAGUUCAAAGUCAUUGUUGUACCCGUAUUACAAGAUAACUACAGUUAUCUGUUAGUGGAUGAACUUACCAAUAAAGCUGCUGCCAUUGAUUCUGUUGAACCCGAGAAAGUGCUAUCAGUUGCCAAAUCUAAUAAUUUAACAAUUGAAUCUAUUUUAACAACUCAUCAUCAUUGGGAUCAUGCAGGAGGUAAUAAGAAAAUGAAAGAAUUACUACCGAAUGUUCCAAUCUAUGGUGGAGAUGAUAGAGUUGAAGCGAUAUCGAACAAGGUUGGGGAUAAUGAUAUAAUCAAUGUUGGUGAGUUAAAGGUAAGAGUGUUGUUCUCACCUGCACAUACAUCAGGACAUGUUCUUUACUAUGUCAACAAAGACGAUUCCUCAUGUGUAUUCACAGGAGAUACUCUAUUCAUUGGUGGUUGUGGUCGUCUCUUUGAAGGAAGUGCCGCACAAAUGUAUCACGCACUCUACGAAGUCAUAGGAAAACUGCCCAACGACACACUCGUCUAUUGCGGUCAUGAAUAUACCUACAAGAAUCUAUUAUUUGCAAAAACACUUGAGCCUCAUAACAAGGAUUUAUUAGAAAUGUUAGAGUUUUCAGAGAAACAAAAGGAAAAAGGACAACCAACAGUUCCAAGUACUGUUGGUUUGGAGAAGUCAUUUAACCCAUUCAUGAGAGUUCAUCUUGACUCGACAGCAGCCCAACAAUUCAAGCGUGAGAAUCCCGAUGCUUCACCGAUUGAUAUUUUAGGCUAUAAAACAUGUUUCAAAUUUAAAGGUGCAAAAGUGUUAAGUGUUAAACAGCUAUAG